This is a messenger RNA of Calidris pugnax (ruff), 3594 nucleotides long. It is a transcript of the gene PM20D2, whose product is annotated as peptidase M20 domain containing 2. Lineage: Eukaryota; Metazoa; Chordata; Aves; Charadriiformes; Scolopacidae. Gene Ontology annotation, molecular function: dipeptidase activity. The coding region runs from base 46 to 1410 and encodes 454 amino acids. The record is from RefSeq and is a predicted model, not a curated record. The transcript has 7 exons.
GUGCAGGUGGUCGGUUGCUUUUUGGGCCCGCCGCACCGCUCCCUCAUGAGGCCGCAGGACCCGCCUGAAGGUGGCCCGGCCGCCGCCGCCGCGCUGCCGGCGCUGGAGACGCUGAAGCAGCGGGCUUGCGAGAGCGUGGAGCUGAACGCGGAGCGGCUGGGCGCGCUGAGCCACCACAUCUGGAGCCGGCCCGAGUUAGCCUACGAGGAGCACCAGGCGCACGACGCCAUGACCCGCUUCUUCUCCAGCGGGGACCUGCCGGGCGCCGCCUGGGCCGUGCAGCCGCGCUACAAGCUGGGCACGGCUUUCCGCGCCGAGUGGGGCACGGCCGCCCCUCAGGGCCCGGGUCCGGGUCCUGGCCCGCUCCGUAUCGCCUUCCUCUGCGAGUACGACGCUUUGCCCGGCAUCGGCCACGCUUGCGGGCACAACCUCAUCGCCGAGGUGGGAGCCGCCGCCGCGCUGGGGCUGAAGGCCGCCCUGGAGAGCCUGCCGCAGCCCGCCCCCCUCGCCGUCCAGAUCACGGUGCUGGGGACGCCGGCGGAGGAGCAAGGAGGGGGCAAGAUAGACCUGAUCAAGGCUGGAGCGUUUGACGGCCUGGAUGUGGUUUUUAUGGCACACCCCUCGCAAGAAAACGCGGCUUACCUGCCCGACGUGGCUGAGCACGAUGUGACUGUGAAAUACUAUGGAAAAGCUUCUCAUGCUGCUGCUUAUCCUUGGGAAGGAGUUAAUGCAUUAGAUGCUGCUGUUCUUGCAUACAACAAUCUGUCUGUUUUAAGACAGCAAAUGAAACCGACCUGGAGAGUUCAUGGUGUAAUAAAAAAUGGUGGUGUGAAACCUAACAUCAUUCCUUCUUACACUGAACUAGAGUUUUACUUGCGCGCCCCUUCAAUGAGAGAUCUUUCUGUUCUGACAGAGAAGGUGGAGAACUGCUUCAAAUCUGCAGCGCUGGCCACAGGAUGCAAAGUGGAAAUAAAAGGUGGUGAAAAUGAUUACUACAAUGUGCUUCCAAAUAAGAGCCUGCAGAAAGCUUACCAGGAGAAUGGGAAGAAGCUUGGAAUAGAGUUUAUAUCAGAAGAUGCUGUCUUGAAUGGUUUGUCAGGUUCCACAGACUUUGGAAAUGUUACGUUUGUAGUCCCUGGGCUUCAUCCUUAUUUUUAUAUCGGCUCUGAUGCACUGAAUCAUACUGAGCAGUACACAGAAGCUGCAGGGUCCCAGAGUGCUCAGUUCUAUGCUCUGCGCACAGCAAAAGCUUUGGCAAUGACAGCACUGGAUGUCAUUUUCAAGCCAAGUCUGCUUGAAGAAGUCAGGGAAGACUUUAGGCAGGUGAAGCUAAAAGAGGAGGGACAAAUAAAUCCAGUGGAACCUAACAAAGAAUCUGGCAUCGGCGUAGGAGCGUGCGCGUCGCACUAAACUUGGCUAAACCCCUCUCAGUAGGAUUGACUUAAUGGAGAUGCUGUAUUUAAAUCCCAAAAGGGGCUGGAUAAACAUGUAGCUGAAGUAAUGUUGAUGAUUUUUUUUGGACUUUAGGAGAAACAAAUAGUAUAAUUGCUUCCAAAAAUGUGCAAUUUCAUCUAGCUGUAAUGUUUGCUGUAUUCAAUAUGGUGAUGAAUUUCAGAGAGAUCUCAAAUAUGCUGUCUUUAAGUUGCGGUGUUGAAUAAAUGAUAGAUCCCUUGUCAGUGAUUUUCUGUGUUGCUGAAGUAAUCUUCCAUAUAGGGGAAAUAUGGUAUUUGCAUGGAAAAUUUUGUUCUAAAAUUAGCACUGUUCACUCGGUGAUCAUAGGCCGAAUCUGAUCUGUGAAAUAUUUGUCUCUGGCCAGUCACUUGUUCUUGGGACAAGAUAGAGGCUUAAAACCUGAGCUGAUUCUGCUGGAGAGAAGGGUGUGUGUUUGAAGGGUGCUUGGUUUUGACAACAGUCACUUCUAGCAAUGGAAGAGAACGGUUUGUAUGGAAGCGUGAUCUGUAAAGGUUGGUUUUCCUGAAAUGUGUUGAUCUUCCUCCUAAUAAAUUUAGGAGGGGUUGUGGAGAAGUUGUUGAUCCAAAAACUGGAAAGCAACUAAAUGUUUAUUUGUUUAACACAUUUAAACUACUGCAGGAAAAUGCAUGUGCACCUUUUUAAAGUUCUGCUCAAAGGCAGUGCGAGUGUCCACACAAGGUGAUGCUCUGGCUUAACUGGUGUGAAGGGUGUGCAUAAAUUCAGCUAAACCAGUAGAAAUCCUUUUCACAAAGAUGCAAGCGUGGUACCAUGAAGGUCUCUUUAAUCCUUGUUAUUUUGCUUCCCAGAGACAUUAACAUUGCAAAUUUUAUCUAGGUGGUGGUCUGUGGAAAACCUCUUAGGAAUGUUUUGGGUUUUUUUAUUUGCUUGUUAAAGGAUCAUGUGAAUACAUAGAGAAGGAACUAAUCUUUUGUUCAGAUACAAGUUGCUGAGUCAAUGGGCAGGCUGGGUGAAGAAGCAGCUCACUGGUUAACAUUUUCCUAAGCACAGGUAUUACAGUAAGCUUCUGAAAAAGUCAGGCAAACUGUAUUCCCCAGGAAGUCAGAACACACAAAAUCAUUUCAGAGCCCUUGUUUUUAACAGCAAUAGUCUCUAAAUGGUAAACUGUAGAAUUCUAAUCAGAAUUUAUAUUUUAUUAAUUUCUAUAUCAAAUUUCUGAUUUUGGAAAAAACAGAUUCCUUAUCUUGGUCUAACUGUGCACUCCCUCUGCAUUUCUGUUGCACAGACCUCCAGCUGCUGUUGAAGAAUUCUGUUGAGACUUUCCCUUAGCAGGGAAGGAGUCUGGCCAGGCCAGCUUGUAUCUCAAGUAGACAUUGUAGACAACCUACUUUAACUUUCAGAUACUACUUCAGAUGCUCUGUGCUUGUAUUAAUAGGGCACAGGCCGUUAAUACAUGAAAUGCUCAGUGUCUUUGGAGAAAGGAAGUAACUGUAGAUCUGUUUCUGUAAGAACCAGAGGCAUAACUAGUGAUUUGUAUUACAGGCCAGUUGUUGGAAGAGUUGACCAUGGCCAUGGUCAUGGUCUCCAAGUUCUGUGAUGGUCCAUCCUUACGGCAGUGCCCGUGCGUUCAUUAGCAGAAUGUUCUGACAGAUUAAUGUGUGAAACAGAUGAGGGUUGGACCCUGAGCUAUAGGUAUGUCCAGGAUGGUGAGCUGGAUGCCAAAUCCAACUGAAAUUUGGUCCAAAGUUGGUCAAAGGAACUUUCUCCUUAAUUUUUAAUUUAAACCCUACCUUGCUGGUUCUCAGACACAAUUACAAUUCAUUAAUUUCUGGGUUAACAAGCUAGUUUAUGAAAUUCCUUAGCAUAUGUGGUUUUUUAUUUCCUCCUGUAUGAACAACUUCUUGCUUUGCUGUUUUUGAGAUGGAAUGUUGGGAUCCAGUGACUGGGAUACGCGCUGUGGUGGUGUCUUUUCUACAAGCUGAUGUGUGUGACAGCCUUCUCAGUGCUCUCUGUCCAGAGCUGUUGGCUGCAUCGUGUCCAGGAUCAUUUAAUUAAACAUUUCUGCGCUAAAAAUACGUCUUAAUUUUGGUGUAAUCGUUGCCGGAAUUAAAAUGAAACUGAAGCACUGAUUAAAGAUGAGUUGAUACCAGUAAAGCAAUUUAA